Messenger RNA from Otolemur garnettii (small-eared galago), 955 nucleotides. It is a transcript of the gene GJB5, whose product is annotated as gap junction protein beta 5. The transcript is spliced from 2 exons. Gene Ontology annotation, cellular component: connexin complex. Lineage: Eukaryota; Metazoa; Chordata; Mammalia; Primates; Galagidae. The record is from RefSeq and is a predicted model, not a curated record. Bases 134 to 955 code for a protein of 273 amino acids. Gene Ontology annotation, biological process: cell communication.
AACAGGCUUCCCCACAAGCCCUCCCGGGUUCGGACAUGAAUUCCAGCUACUUGCUGAGUCCCACUGCCACUGCCAAGAGCCAGGGGAGCACUGAGGAAUAGCCACUCAGGAGCAGCCAACGUUUGGGUCCACCAUGAACUGGGGGAUCUUUGAGGGGAUCCUGAGUGGGGUCAACAAAUACUCCACAGCCUUUGGGCGCAUCUGGCUGUCCCUGGUUUUCAUUUUCCGGGUGCUGGUGUACCUGGUGACGGCCGAGCGCGUGUGGAGUGACGACCACAAGGACUUCGACUGCAACACCCGCCAGCCCGGGUGCUCCAACGUCUGCUUCGACGAGUUCUUCCCCGUGUCCCACGUGCGCCUCUGGGCCCUGCAGCUCAUCCUGGUCACGUGCCCCUCACUGCUCGUGGUGAUGCAUGUGGCCUACCGCAAGGCUCGAGAGAAGAAGUACCAAGAGGCCAGUGGGGAGAGCGGUGAGCACAUCUACCUGGACCCUGGCAAGAAGCGGGGUGGGCUCUGGUGGACAUACGUCUGCAGCCUGGUGUUCAAGGCUGGGGUGGACACCGCCUUCCUCUAUGUGUUCCACUCUUUCUACCCCCAAUACACCCUCCCUCCCGUGGUCAAGUGCAACGCAACUCCGUGUGGCAAUAUAGUGGACUGCUUCAUCUCCAAGCCGUCCGAGAAGAACAUCUUCACCCUCUUCAUGGUGGUCACGGCCGCCAUCUGCAUCCUGCUCAACCUCGUGGAGCUGACCUACCUGGUGGGCAAGAGGUGCCGUGAGUGCCGGGCAGUGAGACGUGCCCAUACCACGUGCUUGGGGCAUCACCUGCACUGGGCUGCCUCUCCCUGCAAACAGGACGACCUCCUCUCAGGCGACCUCAUCUUCCUGGGCUGUUACACUCCUCCUCCUCUCCUACCAGACCGCCCUCGAGACUACGUGACGAGAACCGUCCUGUGA